Molecule: messenger RNA, 633 nt
Organism: Toxoplasma gondii ME49
Lineage: Eukaryota; Apicomplexa; Conoidasida; Eucoccidiorida; Sarcocystidae
Exons: 1
Coding region: 1-633 (210 amino acids)
Source: RefSeq, a predicted model, not a curated record
AUGAAUAAAGAUCGCCCGUGUCGUUUGAACUCUCGCCACGCUGAAGAUUUCUCUCUGGUGAUGUCGUGUCAGCAGCGAUUAGCUGUAGUCCAGGGGUCGCUUUUUUGUACCAUGAAAAUGGGAAGGCAUGUGGUGAUACUGGCGUGUUUCGCCGCAUUGGCAAGCACGGUGGCACACGGCCUAUAUCGGUCUCCCUCAUACUGGAAUGACCCGUGGCCGGAGACAGGCGAAGACUGGGCGGAGGUCGUGGCUCAAGUAAAAACUACGUCGGAGCGCCUGUACGAAAGCGUGCUUGCUUUUCGGCGUCUGACCACCUCCGCCACCGUGCGAUACUCUGCUUACAAAAAGGAGAAACAGCUCCGCCCAGAGGCGCUACAGCUUCCGCAUAUGUGGCAUGUCAGGAACGAAAUUUGGCGUAUUACGGACGAUUUACGUAACGCAAAAGACCAACUUCGGCUGUUGAUACGAAAGCAGAAAGCCUUAAUUUCUAUCCUCGAGGGAAUGCGUGGCAAAGGCGACAGAAAGCACUGGAACGACACGACCAGCAUCUGCAGAAAGGCAAGCGGGGAAUUACGAGAAGCAGAGGAACUGGUAGAGCGGGAAGAGGAGGAAUACAACAUUGAGGUCGAGUGA